Molecule: messenger RNA, 1281 nt
Organism: Perca fluviatilis (European perch)
Lineage: Eukaryota; Metazoa; Chordata; Actinopteri; Perciformes; Percidae
Product: guanylyl cyclase-activating protein 1-like
Exons: 4
Coding region: 91-648 (185 amino acids)
Molecular function (GO): calcium sensitive guanylate cyclase activator activity; calcium ion binding
Source: RefSeq, a predicted model, not a curated record
CCUGUCUCUGUGAGUAAAUAUAAUGUCUCACUGUCCACCUCAGGGAUUAAUUAAGGAAGUAGAAGAAGAGGCUUGUGUUUGUCUGGACCAAUGGGGAACCACGGCUCCAACCUGGACGACAUCCUGGCCGAGGACAUGCACCACUGGUACAACAAGUUCAUGAAGGAGUCUCCCUCGGGCCUCAUCACGCUGUUCGAGCUCAAGGCCAUCCUGAACCUCCGGGGCAUGACCGAGAACGCCAACAGCUACGUGGACCAGGUCUUCUUCACCUUCGACAUGGACGGGGACGGCUACAUUGAUUUCGUGGAGUACAUCGCAGCCAUCAGUCUGCUGCUGAAAGGAGAAAUCAACCAGAAGCUGAAGUGGUAUUUCAAACUCUUCGACCAGGACGGAAACGGGAAGAUCGAUAAAGACGAGCUGGUGUCCAUCUUCGCGGCGAUCCAGGACAUCACACGGAACAGAGAAACAGACCCUGAGGACAUCGUCUCCAUCAUCUUUGAGAGGAUCGAUGUGAAGGGAGAAGGUGAGAUGACCCUGGAGGAGUUCAUCGAGGGAGCCAAAGACCACCAGGACAUCAUGGACAUGCUGAAGAACCUGAUGGACCUGACGCCCGUGCUGGUCAUCAUCGUGGAGGGGCGGAUGCUGUGAGACGGACGGCAGCAGAGUUAUUCCCCCUUCAAAAUAAGAGCAUAGACUUAAGAAGAAGGUCUUUGGAAGAGAAAAGACUAACGGAGAAAAGAGCUCCAAGGGACUCUUCUUGCAAAACAUUUUAAAAAACUUUGUAUUUGUGGCCGGGUUGGCUCAGCGGGUAGAGCAGGCGCACAUAUACUGAAAGGUUUAGUCCUCGACGUAGAGGUCAAGGGUUCGUGUCCGACCUGGGACAAUUUCCUUCAUGUCUUCCCCCCCUCUCUCUCACCCCUUCUCUCACCUAGCUGUCCUAUCCAUUAAAGGCGGAAAAUCCCCAAAAAAAACCUUUUUAUUUAAAUGGCUACGCUCACAUUUUGGGCGUUUUUUUUCUGAUGUUUUCGACAUUUUUUGACGCUUGUUUUGACAUUUUGGGGCGUUGUAUUUCAACGUUUUUGUCAGUUUUUCUGUAAAAUCGCUUUAUUUUGACAUUUUUGAAGCUUCUUUCAACGUUUUCAUAACUUUAACGAACUGAGCAGCUUCUAUAUAACAGGCCUACAAACACACAUAUGUCCCUUUUUAAAAUCACAUGUCCAGGUAACAGAGCUGCCAGAACUUCUGUUAUUCACAGAUGUAUUUCUAGGAGCGUAUUUCAUA